Messenger RNA from Coregonus sp. 'balchen', 12543 nucleotides. Lineage: Eukaryota; Metazoa; Chordata; Actinopteri; Salmoniformes; Salmonidae. The record is from the annotation of a GenBank genome assembly.
AAAAGCCCAUGCCGUACGCCCACUCUUCCUUUGAGAAUGGCCUGGCCCAACUCACAGUCCAAGGUGCCCUGCCAGAGGAUGAGGGCCAGUACACGAUUGUCGCUGAGAACAGCCAUGGGAGAGCCGUGUGCACUGUCAAAGUCAUCGUCAAAGGUGGGCCUGGGAGCCUCUACAGUGGCCAGGAUUCUCUGGUUGUGUUUACACAGGCAGCCCAAUUCUGAUAUUUUUCCACCAGUUGGUCUUUUAACUAAUCAGAUCAGAUCUUUUGCCAAUAAUUGGGCAAAAGAUCAGAAUUGGACUGCCUGUGUAAACGCAGCCUCAGAGUAGGAGUGCUGAUCUAGGAUCAGCUCCCUCCUGUCCAUGUAAUCUUAUUUAUUGUCAUCUAAAAGGCAAAACUGAUCUAGAUCAGCACCCCUACUCUGAGACGCUUGAUACAUCCAGACCCAGAUGUUUCUUUAUCCUUUGCAUCUUUGAGAAAAUAUGCAUUUAAUCUUUGUGAUGGAUGUAUCAGAUAUUUCCCAGAGGACUGCCCCAAUAGAGCAUAUAAUAUGCAUCUAAUUAUUUCUCAAUAUGAUGCUUAUUACAUGUACUUUUGUAGUUCCCCUAUUAGUCCCCGAAGACCUAUAGACCAUUUUCUGACUUUCUGAGUUAUUUUUUUCAGGACAUGGAAAAAGUCUGCCGUGCUAAAAUUACUCUGAUCUAGGGGAAUGCCCAAUGAAUAUGUUCUUUUGAUAACUGUGUUUAGAUUUUACGUUUUUGAAAAUCUAAACACACAUCCAUACCAAGCUGACAAAUGCUAUCAACAUGUCAUAUCUAUAUACAGUAUUUAUAUCAUACUCUCAGGCUAUUUUAAGUCUUUGCAAUGUUUUGGCUAAAUUGAGAAUUCUCUCAAUCCAUGAGAUAGGAAAUAUGCUUAUCUUUUCAGAAGAAUGAGCAUUUGACUGUUUGCUAAAGCCCUGAAAUGUCUCUAUUGCGAGUACUUUGAGCUCCUUUGAUAAGUAGUGCUACUCUAAGUUAAUAGCUAUUUAGGGCUCCAAUGUUGCAUUUCAGGAAACAUAUGCUCUCUGUUCCAGCAUGCAUUUUGUGUUUGUCCCAAAUGGCACCCUAUUUCCUUAAGUAGUGCACCACUUUUGACCAUGGCCCUGAUCAAAAGUAACGCACUAUAUAAGGAAUUGGGGACCAUUUGGGACGAAAUCCUUGUCUAUCAGCACACACAGGGCUUCAUGGUGGAGGUUCAGCUUUAUGUUUUGCUGGGGUAAACAUUUGAAAUACCAUCAUUUUCCCACACAGACAGUGCCACCACACAUGUACUGUGAGUUAAGGAUGCAGCACAGGCUGACCCUGACAGACAGAUGGAGGGAUAUACUGCUAGUGUGACUGCUAGUACACCAACCAUCUUGUUCAUACAUUAAGAACUAAUGGCACACAUUCAUAUUUAGUAGCAAAGAGAGCUAGAGUAGAGUGAGAGUGAAGGGUGUGAGAGAGAGAGAAUAACAAUAACAACUUAAAGGACAUCCACAAUCAACAAAUGUGGUAAAGGAAUCUGUUUGUAAACACUUUCUAUAAAGUACAUUUUCUAUAAAGUCCUUUUAUAAUCCCUUUAUAACACACUUAUGUGUAACAGUAUGACACUGAUUAUAAGCGUCCAUAGUAAUCUGUAUCUACAGAUUAACCUUCACUCCGAUCUGAUAAAUAGUACCUGAGUAAAGACUCUUUGCCUGUGUCUGUCACACACAUCACUUAUUUAGCUGCAGAACAAUGCUUAAUGCAGAUGAGCAAUCUGCAAGCCAAGUGACCGUUGAUUUGCUUUGCAAGUUGGAAUCAUGACAACACUGAACCUGUGAAAAGAAGUAGAUGAGUGGAUUGGUGCCAGUCUAAUUGAUACCAGCGUAAGAGGUAGGGUGAGUCUGCUAUGUUCAAUAGGGAUAUUGUGGAAGAAGAGCCAUAGCAGUGUUAGCUGUAAGUUAAGAUAAUCAUGCAUGUAUCUACAGUAUAUGAAUACUGUAUAUAUAAUAAUAAUAAUAUGCCAUUUAGCAGACGCUUUUAUCCAAAGCGACUUACAGUCAUGCGUGCAUACAUUUUUGUGUAUGGGUGGUCCCGGGGAUCGAACCCACUACCUUGGCGUUACAAGCGCCGUGCUCUACCAGCUGAGCUACAGAGGACCACAAUGGUGUGAUGGUUUAUUUUUACAAUAAGUGCCAUUUAUGUGGGAAAUGCUCCAUUCUUAUAUUGAAUAUUUUGGAAUAUUGCAUGCCGCAGGAUUGGUAGAGAUUGUCCCACGUAGCUAGGAUCCCUCCAUUAUUAGCUUUUGUUUAAAGUCAUGAUUUUGUGUGAUGUGUAAACUGUUAGGAAGGCUCCUCGGAUUACUAGAGGCUGAGUCCCAAAUAGAACCCUAUUCCCUACAUAGCACACUACUUUUGACCAGGGCUGACCAGAAUUUGGAAUGCUGGCUGGGUCAGCAGUGAAGCAGGGCUGUUUAAGCAGCAGUGCUGAUGGAAACAUACUGGAGUUGCCUUGGAUCUCCCUCUGGCAUGCUGGAUAUGCAUACAGACAGUGGGCUGUGUUAUGACAAGCCUGCGUCCCUGUCUGUUGGGUCCUGACGUCCACAGGGUUAGAACCAUUUAGAUUUAUGAACUUGGGGUGGGUGGGGGGAGGGGGGUUGACUACGUAGAACCAAACACCAUACAUGGUGAGCAUGAAUCAAGGAGCGAGGGCCAAAAAGUUCCCCUUGGUGUCUCGUUCUCUCUCUCUCUCUCUCUCGUACUCGUUCUCUCUCUCACAGCGAGGCUGAACUGUUUGGAUGCCCAGGCUACCACGCUGUAACAGCGUGAAGCGAACCCAUGCACAUGCGCAGAUAAUGUGUGAGAGCGAAGUCUUGCGUCUCGCUCAUCUCAAUAUCUGCGGUGCUGUUCGUUGCAAUGUCCUUUAAGGACUAAAGUGUAGUGAUGAGUCAAGUAAUUAUAUGACUCUCAAAGACCUUGGCAGGAACAUCGCCCCUAUGGUCGUCUUUAAUGAGAUUAUUCCAGUGUUUGCAUAUUCAGGGCAUGUACCUUGCAUGUUUGCCAAGAACAUCACAAUAUGGGGAGUUGACUACGUAGAACCAAAAACCAUACAUGGUGAGCAUGAAUCAAAGAGCGAGGACCAAAAUGCUGUUAAUGUUCAGGAUGUGUCUAGUAUUCAUAGUCUGCAUUCUAAAUGGCACCAUAUUCCCUAUGUAGGACAGUACUUUUUACCAGGGCCCAUAGGGCUCUGGUCAAAGGUAGUGUCCUCUUUAGUGCGCUAAAUAGGGAAAACUGCUAUUUGGGAUGCAGACACCAUCAGAGAUGGUAGAGAAAUCGAGACACCGCACUCCCUUAUUUUUUUCUUACACUAACAGGAACCGUAACCAUUUUUUUCCAAUGGUAAAAUGUCUGAGUUCAUUUCUCCACCAUCUUUUAUAGCAUUGCUUUGUGCUCCAGAUGGCAAGUCCAUAUGAGGAUCUGGUGUACUUGUGACGUUCUGCUCCAUAGCCUCUGGAAGUGUUCAGACAGUGGCUGCUGCUGCAGCACCUAUAUAUGCUUGGCUGCCAAUGUCAUUAAGAACAUAAACAGUUUUCCACAGAUUCUUUGGCAUGGGUUCUUCAGUACUUUAGGUUUCAGAUGUCCUGCGGUACACUGCCAGACAGCUCAUUUCCUGAUAUAGGAGAGCUCUUGCUCUCUCCCAGAAGGUUAUCUUUUUCUGAACGAGCAGAGACUCCCAUGAGACGCACAGGGAGUUUGUUAACAUCAGCAUGUUCCUCAUUGUGUUUCUAAAUCACCACGACUGCAUCCCAAAUGGCUCCCUAUAUAGUGCACUACUUUUGACCAUGGGCUCUGGUCAAAAGUAGUGCACUAUAUGGGGUGCCAUUUGGGAUGCAUUUUAAGAAAUCUACUCCAGCCUCUAUAUAUAGUAUUCCAAGAGUCCAUCUUGAAUAACUAUUUAUUUACAUGACUGUGAAGGAGAGACCUUGACUUGGAGUAGACUCUCUUAAUAUAGUGUAUUUAACUGUGAAGCAAGUAAUGUAAUGUCUUUUUGUUCAUUUGCCAUUCCAUUCAAACUUCCAAUAGCCUGCGCUGAUUGACGAUUGCACACACCCAACUACUAGUUGUCUUGUUAAUAGUUUAUUGGUUGUUGGUUGUUUCAUUUCACACUGGCGGACUGACACAGGCGCACAUGAUAUUAGCUAAUGAAGGAAUGUAAUUUUUAACCUGUGUGUCAGAAGUGUUUGGAGAGUCCUCCAAGCAAGGUGAUGUUUUUACUGCUAAUGGUUUUUACUUGCUCUGCAUUUUUUAAAUAAAUGAAGUAAUUUUGAACCUCUAUCUGUUGUUUUUAAGCCUUUUAACUGUUAGAGUAGGCCAGCCCCCCACGAUGACAGUCAACUGGGGGAAAGUUAACUGUUGUUGGUUCUCUUCGCUUAGUGUGCUGUUCAGUGAACUACUCAUGUUCCUGUUCUGUAAAAAGUAACCCUGCAAAUGUUGUUACAUUUCAGCUAAGAAAAGUGCCAAGAGGACGGAACCUCCAAAUGCAGUUGACAUCAAGAAGCCAUCGGCCCCUGUAUUUCUCAGAGGUCUGAAGGAUCUAAAAGUCAUGGACGGUAGCCAAGUCAUCAUGACCGUGGAGGUGACGGGUAAGAGAAGGCCUCUCCCGGGUCGUAUUCAUUAGGCACCAAACGGAAGAAAACAGACUGAAACAGGGGGGGGACUACCUGGACUAGUCCAAUAAGAAGUGCUUUUUUUUCACUGUUAAAAAAUAAUUGCCUAUUUUUGCUUUACGUUGAAAAACAUUUUGCUGUGGUGCACCCCAAUGAAUACAACCCUGGUGGGUGUCUCGUAUUGGCCCUCAUUCCCAUUAACCAUUCGUUUUGUUUGUUUUCAGCGACUGUUUGCUUUAGACGCUGGUAUUUCCUGCUCGGCCCCCCAGAGAUACUUGUUUGGUUUUCGGGUGUUUUCCACAUUUGCAUUUCCUUCCAAUGUUUGACCUGAGGAGAUGGGUUGACUCUCAGAGUAUUAUCACUUAUUAUUAUUAUAUAAUCUUCAUCAUCCAACUGAGGUUGUUUGCAUGGGGGAGUAGUCGCUAGUAAUACGCUGUAUGAUUUACAUUAUUCUAGGGCUAGCAAGAAACGCAGGAGCGUUUCUUGCUGUAUUUUCUUAUGAAGAUUUAUGAUAGCAGUACUCCACAUGCAUUUUAUUUAGAUCAUGCCUAUGUGAAAAAUGCAUACAAUUAUGCAAGACAAUUGUAUAUCAUAGAAUGUGUUAUGUAAUACAACCCUCAUAACACCAUGUUACUGUAGGGCACACUUUAAAGUGAUAGUUCACCCAAAUUACAAAAUGAUAUAUUAGUUUCCUUACUCAGUAAGCUGUCUGUGGACAAAGGUAAGACCGAAAUCCAUGCUUUGGUUUUGUUUACCUGGCCACUGUCUCCAAAUGCUUACUUUUUUGCAUUUUUGUCCAAAAACCAAUGCAAGUCAAUAUUCCAUAUUAGCAUUUUUCGUGUUUCAUAUCCAAAUCAGGGUUGGGGUCAAUUCUUAAUUUCAGAAUUCAAUUAAAUCCAUUAGUUGAAAUUUGAAUUGGCCACACCCUACAGGAAGCAGAAUUUGAAUUAGAGGAAGUAGAACCAAUUCAAAGAAAUUCGACUGACAUAUGAAACAUACAGUGGGGAAAAAAGUAUUUAGUCAGCCACCAAUUGUGCAAGUUCUCCCACUUAAAAAGAUGAGAGAGGCCUGUAAUUUUCAUCAUAGGUACACGUCAACUAUGACAGACAAAUUGAGAGAAAAAAAUCCAGAAAAUCACAUUGUAGGAUUUUUAAUGAAUUUAUUUGCAAAUUAUGGUGGAAAAUAAGUAUUUGGUCACCUACAAACAAGCAAGAUUUCUGGCUCUCACAGACCUGUAACUUCUUCUUUGAGGCUCCUCUGUCCUCCACUCGUUACCUGAAUUAAUGGCACCUGUUUGAACUUGUUAUCAGUAUAAAAGACACCUGUCCACAACCUCAAACAGUCACACUCCAAACUCCACUAUAGCCAAGACCAAAGAGCUGUCAAAGGACACCAGAAACAAAAUUGUAGACCUGCACCAGGCUGGGAAGACUGAAUCUGCAAUAGGUAAGCAGCUUGGUUUGAAGAAAUCAACUGUGGGAGCAAUUAUUAGGAAAUGGAAGACAUACUGAUACACACUGAUAAUCUCCCUCGAUCUGGGGCUCCACGCAAGAUCUCACCCCGUGGGGUCAAAAUGAUCACAAGAACGGUGAGCAAAAAUCCCAGAACCACACGGGGGGACCUAGUGAAUGACCUGCAGAGAGCUGGGACCAAAGUAACAAAGCCUACCAUCAGUAACACACUACGCCGCCAGGGACUCAAAUCCUGCAGUGCCAGACGUGUCCCCCUGCUUAAGCCAGUACAUGUCCAGGCCCGUCUGAAGUUUGCUAGAGUGCAUUUGGAUGAUCCAGAAGAGGAUUGGGAGAAUGUCAUAUGGUCAGAUGAAACCAAAAUAGAACUUUUUGGUAAAAACUCAACUCGUCGUGUUUGGAGGACAAAGAAUGCUGAGUUGCAUCCAAAGAACACCAAACCUACUGUGAAGCAUGGGGGUGGAAACAUCAUGCUUUGGGGCUGUUUUUCUGCAAAGGGACCAGGACGACUGAUCCGUGUAAAGGAAAGAAUGAAUGGGGCCAUGUAUCGUGAGAUUUUGAGUGAAAACCUCCUUCCAUCAGCAAGGGCAUUGAAGAUGAAACGUGGCUGGGUCUUUCAGCAUGACAAUGAUCCCAAACACACCGCCUGGGCAACGAAGGAGUGGCUUCGUAAGAAGCAUUUCAAGGUCCUGGAGUGGCCUAGCCAGUCUCCAGAUCUCAACCCCGUAGAAAAUCUUUGGAGGGAGUUGAAAGUCCGUGUUGCCCAGCGACAGCCCCAAAACAUCACUGCUCUAGAGGAGAUCUGCAUGGAGGAAUGGGCCAAAAUACCAGCAACAGUGUGUGAAAACCUUGUGAAGACUUACAGAAAACGUUUGACCUGUGUCAUUGCCAACAAAGGGUAUAUAACAAAGUAUUGAGAAACUUUUGUAAUUGAGCAAAUACUUAUUUUCCACCAUAAUUUGCAAAUAAAUUCAUUAAAAAUCCUACAAUGUGAUUUUCUGGAUUUUUUUUCUCAUUUUGUCUGUCAUAGUUGACGUGUACCUAUGAUGAAAAUUACAGGCCUCUCAUCUUUUUAAGUGGGAGAACUUGCACAAUUGGUGGCUGACUAAAUACUUUUUUCCCCACUGUAAGUCUCAUUCCACUGGCAAAUAUUUUUGACAAAAGCAUCUGCCACCUCUUACUUAAGCAAUGAGGGGGGGGGGGGGGGGGUGCUAUAUGGCCAAUAUACCAUGGUUAAGGGCUGUUCUUAUGCAUGAUGCAACGCGGAGUGCCUGGACGCAGCCUUUAGCCGUGGUAUAUUGGCCAUAUCACAAAUCCCAGAGGUGCCUUAUUGCUAUUAUAAACUGGUUACCAACGUAACUAGAACAGUAAAAAUAAAGGUUUUGUCAUACCCAUGGUAUAUGGUCUGAUAUGCCAUGGCUGUCAGCCAAUCAGCAUUCAGGCCUCGAACCACCCAGUUUAUAAUAAAGAAAAGAUACCAUUUCAAAUAUUAGUUUGAUUAUAACUCCGAUGUCUAACAGUAUUUUGUUUGUAUUUUUCCCUUGAGAUGUAAGGUCAAAGAUGGUAGAUAAUUGAAGACAUCCCAUAAAGGCAGUUCAGGUCUACUUAAAGGAAAGAUUCAUCCAUUUUGAAUGUUAUAUUGCAUUUGUGCAUCUCUGAGUGAUGUUCUAUCGAUUUCCAGGGGUAAUUUCAUGUUUUCAUGUGUAUCUGAGCUAAUUGCCAUUCAAGCAGGCAUAAAUACAGCCAGGAAAUGACCCUAGGAAUUGAUAGAACAUCGCUCGGAGAUGCACAAAUACGAUAUAACAUUCAAAAUGGUUGAAUUUUUCCUUCUAAAGGGGUGGCUCUCCCAUAGGCAAUAAUGCAAUAGUAGUUGGUCUGGUCUUAGUUCAUUGACUGUAUAUGAACCAGAAAAAAGGUGUGCAUAACACAUGCAUAAUGAUGUAUUGAAUAAAUUAUCCAUUUGAAUUUCAUUGAAUUAAAUUAUACUUUUUAUUCCAAUUCUGCUUCCUGUGGGGUAUGGCCAAUUGAAUAAUUGAAUUGGAAUUAAAGACUAAUUCGCAACCCUGGUCAAAACCAUCUUAAAGUAGCUUUAUUGAUCUACACAAUCAAUUUUAGACACUUUGAGAUGAUUUGGACUUGAAACACAAGGUUUAAUGUGACAUUUUGUGGUCUUAGGGAAUCCACAUCCAGAGAUUGUGUGGCUCCACAAUGGGAAGGAGAUCCAGGAGUCGGAGGACUUCCACUUUGAGCGGAAGGGGAACCAAUGCAGUCUGUUCAUCCAGGAAGUCUUCCCUGAGGACACUGGGAAAUACACCUGUGAGGCGUGGAACGAAGUAGGAGAGGUUCGCACUGAGGUCUCACUCACUGUACAAGGUAGGCUAGUAGCCUAGGUGAAAUUGUAUGUAUUAAACAUCUCUAGCAGAUGUAGUUUAUGCCUAAGGUUACAAAAUCCGGGUGACUUUCCCCAAAUUCCCAGGUUAUCCAGAAAUCCCGGUUGGAAAAUUCCUGGAAUCAGGACUGAUAAACUGGAAAUCCGAGAAUUCUCAAACUUGGAUUUUCUGGAAAACCUGGGAAUUUUUUGAAAAGUUACCAGAAUUAUGCAACCCUGUUCAUGCCAUAAUGACCUGUUGGUUAUCCAUGUCUGUCGUCCAGAGCCCCAGGACGGGGUCCAGCCCUGGUUCAUCACAAAGCCCAAGCCCACCACUGCCUACCUGGGGCAGAAUGUCCUGCUGUCCUGUGCCAUCGCUGGGGACCCCUUCCCCCAGUGGAGCUGGAUGAAGCAGGGCCAGGUGGUGACCACUGACCUGGACUAUGAGAUACUGCAGAAGGAGGAUGUGGUGUCCCUGCUCAUUAGACGAGUCAGGUCCCACCACGCCGGGGAUUACGAGAUCAUCCUCAGGUAGGCUUCUGCAUCCCAAAUUGCACCCUAUUCCCUAUGAAGUACAUUCCUGGUCAUCUGGUCAAAUGUAGGGCACUUCAUAGGGAAUAGGGUGCCAUUUUGGGACAUACUGGAGUGGAGGACUCCUUAUACAGUAGAUUACUCACUUCUGUAGUAUCUGGAGAAGGAGCUGUUUAUGUUGGAACACAGUAACAAUGUAAUUUACAGUAUAACGUACUAUAAGCUACUACUACUUGUACGCCUCUGACAUCUUAUGGAACAUUUGAAUGUUUAACUUUAAAUCUGUUUUGAUUGGUUAUUAUAAUACAUGGGUUAGGGUUACAUGUUGAAAAGUAAUGUUAAGGUAAUCUAAAACCAGCAUCACUGAGACACAAAAACCCUCUUGAUGCUGUCCUUUUAGAGGGAUUUGGUCUGAAAGGACCAGUUAAAUUAAAACACCCCCUCCCCAGUUUUCCAUUCCGUUUCUCAUCCUCUCUUCUAGGAACAAAGUGGGUGACUGUAGUUGUGUUGCCGCUCUGGUGGUCAGUGAGGGUGCAGUGGUGUCCAGUGGAGAGCACCAAACGUAUGUAGCUAGCUAGCCUACUACUUCACUGUCAAGGCCCCUCAGCCUGUGCUAUUUUUGACUUCCCUUCUCCCCCUCCCCAGACCCCAGUUUCAAAUCCGCUUAAUCCCUGAAUAUAACCAAAUAAAUAGUUUACAGUACCUCCUCCAGCUGUGCCAUUGUUCAAAGCCUGGGGGCUGGGGCCCCGUUCAGGGUGCAUGCCCUUAUAAGGCUACUGAAGUCAUCUCUGAUGUAACAUGUUGAGUUGUGGUUUCCCCCCAAUUAACCAGUGGAGGCCGGCCGGGGCUUUUAAACGACCCCUGUUGUUUUCCUCUUCCGCACCUCUCUCUCACUGUGCUGCUGCAGCCCUGAGCCUUGUCAGCGUGUGGGAGGAGUGGACGGGACAGUGCGAGGCAGAGGAGCACCAAGCAGCAGCACUAGCAACAGCUCCAUUCAGCAGCAGGGGUCAGAAGAGCCUAGUGCAGCCCGAGGACUCCUGAAGAGGCGCGUGGAGACCAAGGAGCACCGCGAGGACCAGAUCCGCCUGCAGGAGGCUGAGCAGCGUGACUUCCGCACGGUGCUGGGCAGGAAAGUCACCACCAAGAGCAUCUCCGAGGAGGACCUGAAGGAGAUCACGGCGGAACAGAUGGACUUCAGGGGCCAGCUCCAGCCCAGAGGGGUCAAGCCCCUGUCUGAAGAUGAGAGGAAGGUCAACGCUCCUGCGCAGGUGGACUUCAGAGAUGUCCUGGGAAAAAAAGGGGGCACAGCCGCCACCUCCCUGAAACCAGGCACCGCUCCUACCGAGAAAGGGGAGCCUACAGAUUUCAGAUCGGUUCUGGCCAACAAGAAGAAUCAGAGGAGCUUGGAGAAGAAUGGGGAGAGCCCUGCUCCAGCAACAACAACACCGAAAGACCCUGUUGCCACUGAGAAGGAGAAGAACGCCAUCAACUGCGUGGCUGGUGGGAUUAUAGAUAAGAGUAACAACAUUGGAAAGGAGCCUUCGUUCAGUCAGAACCUGAGUGAUAUGAGCGUGGUGGAUGGGGCUUGCCUGAGGCUACAUUGCCAAGUGACCUGUGACCCCCCAGCUACUAUUACCUGGACUCUAGACGGGAAGGUCAUCAAGCCCUCCAAGUUCAUCAAGCUGUCCAACGAAGGUAAGUAUGUGGCUCGCUACUAGGCCGACCAUGGCUGCGUCCCAAAUGGCACCCUAUUCCGUUUUUAUAGUGUACUACUUUCAUAGUUCACUACAUUGGGAAUAGGGUGCCAUUUGGGACGCAUCCCAUUUAAUUAAUGUAUUGUUCAUGUGUUUGAGGAGGCUUGGCUUCUAAUAUUAGAAAGUAGUGUGUCUGACAGACAGUGAUGUGACAGAGUAUCCCCUCUUGCACCGAUGCAUUACAGGCAUUUGAUAUGGGAUAUGAUGGAAACAUAUCCCUUUACAUAGAGGGAGUCGAUGUUAUCAUAGCGCUGAUAUGUUUUGUACUGGGUGUUUUGUAAUCGUUUCCUUGUAAAAAGCCCCACAUUUUAAAAGGUGGUAUAAAUAGAAUAUAGAGUAAGAAUGGCAAAAGGAUUCCCUGUUUCUGGGCUCCUGGGUGUCCCUGACACACCUACAACAUGUCCCAAAUGGCACCCUAUUCCCUAAAUUGUGCACUACAAAAGUAGUACACUACAUAGGGAAUGGGGUGUCAUUUGGGACACGUACAUCCAUAAUCCCUGCUCUGUUAUUUGAGGUAGUUUGAUGUGUUGAUGCAGAUGCCUGAUACUCUGGCCGUCUUGCCCCAGUAUAAGUCAGUCCAGUUAGAGUGCAUCUGUAUGGGGAUAACAGUUAGUCCAUAGUUUAGGUUUGUCCUUGUGGCAGCAGGGGGUAGGGGGUUGCUCUGGGCCCAUAGCUUGACGAUAACAACAGCAAGUUGCCUGUCUGUUAUUGAGUGCAACCGAAUGACGCCCUGGACCAGAGCUAGGGGUAAGGGCUAAAUAACAAGAUGAUCAACGGGCAGCAGCACAGUAACAUAAUAACUAGGCACACUGCUCAACCGCCAGCUGUUAUUUCCUGUCAAACAGCCCCAUAUCCAAACCGUCACACAGCCAAGUCGGGGCCUUUUGUAAUGAAAUAAUGGAAUCAUAUCUAGGUGACCCUCCAGGUCAUGUUUAUUCAAAUUUUAGUGUCACUGUGGGUCAUGCUGAAGAAUGCAUAGCUUCAGGCUCUGAGAGGGAAGUUUUUGAUUUUUCUCAUUUACGUCCCACCAUAGCAAAUGUAGUAUGUGAGUUAUGUCCUCAUGGAGCCGUAGGUUGGUAAUGGAGGCUACUCUGGCUACAGUUGUCUGUGUGUACUGUGGGCCACUGUGGCUGGGUGUGUGUACUGUGGGCCACUGUGGCUGUGUGUGUGUGUACUGGGGGCCACUGUGGCUGGGUGUGUGUGUGUACUGGGGGCCACUGUGGCUGUGUGUGUACUGGGGGCCACUGUGGCUGGGUGUGUGUGUGUGUGUACUGGGGGCCACUGUGGCUGGGUGUGUGUGUGUGUACUGGGGGCCACUGUGGCUCUGUGUGUACUGGGGGCCACUGUGGCUGGGUGUGUGUAUGUGUGUACUGGGGGCCACUGUGGUUAUGGUUGUGUGUGUGUGUGUGUACUGGGGGCCAAUGUGGAUAUGAUUGUGUGUGUGUACUGGGGCCACUGUGACGAAGUUUCCUUUUGUACUGGGGCUACUCUAGCUAAGGUCCUCUGUGUGUGUGUGUGUGUUUUCCUGCAGGAGGCCUGUGCUCCUUGACCAUCGACAAGGCCCUGCCCGAGGACGAGGGCCAGUACAAGUGCCGGGCGGAGAACUCGGCCGGUAAAGCAGAGUGUUCCUGCAUGGUGCUGGUGGAUGGUGAGUUGUUCCAGGCUGCCAUGACCCACUCCCAUGAGUCCCCCUUAGCCUCCUGGCCACCCCGGCGUCAUCCCAGGCACUUCCUGCAAUUACAGCGGCCAGAU